AUGCCGCGCUCCUUCCUAGUGGACUCGCUAGUGCUGCGGGAGGCGGGCGAGAAGAAGGGGGAGGGCAGCCCGCCGCCGCCGCUCUUCCCCUACGCCGUGCACCCCUCGCACCCGCUGCCCGGGCUGCCGGCCGGCGCCUGCCACGCUCGCAAGGCCGGGCUGCUCUGCGUCUGUCCGCUCUGUGUCACCGCCUCCCAGCUGCACCCGCCGCCGCCUGCCAUCCCCCUCAUCAAGGCCUCCUUUCCCCCCUUUGGCUCCCAGUACUGUCACUCGCCCCUGGCCCGCCAGCAGCACUCUGUCUCCGCCGUCAGCGUCGGGCACGCACCGGCGCUCUACCAGGGCGCCUACCCGCUGCCAGACCCCCGUCAGUUCCACUGCAUCUCCGUGGAUAGCACGUCCAGCCAGCUGCCCAGCAGCAAGCGUAUGCGCACCGCCUUCACCAGCACGCAGCUCCUGGAGCUGGAGAGGGAGUUCGCCUCGAACAUGUACCUCUCCCGGCUGCGGCGAAUCGAGAUCGCCACCUACCUGAACCUCUCCGAGAAGCAGGUGAAGAUCUGGUUCCAGAACCGACGGGUCAAGCACAAGAAAGAAGGCAAAAGUAGCUCACACCGGGGCGGGGGGAGCGGCCACAGCUGCAAAUGCUCAUCCCUUUCCACCAUCAAAUGCUCGGAAGACGACGAGGACUUGCGCAUGUCUCCGUCCUCCUCGGGGAAGGACGACAGAGGUCUCGCAGUCACGCCCUAGCCCCCCGCACACCCACCCCGGCUCCCCAGGAACUGUGGCGAGAGCAGGGGA
Molecule: messenger RNA, 795 nt
Organism: Lepidothrix coronata (blue-crowned manakin)
Lineage: Eukaryota; Metazoa; Chordata; Aves; Passeriformes; Pipridae
Gene: GSX1
Product: GS homeobox 1
Exons: 2
Coding region: 1-744 (247 amino acids)
Biological process (GO): regulation of DNA-templated transcription
Cellular component (GO): nucleus
Molecular function (GO): DNA-binding transcription factor activity, RNA polymerase II-specific; sequence-specific double-stranded DNA binding
Source: RefSeq, a predicted model, not a curated record